Molecule: messenger RNA, 2274 nt
Organism: Psylliodes chrysocephalus
Lineage: Eukaryota; Metazoa; Arthropoda; Insecta; Coleoptera; Chrysomelidae
Source: the annotation of a GenBank genome assembly
AUGACAGUAAUACGUCCUAUUGAAAAUGAUGUGAGAGGAUGCCAAGUUGAGGAAAUGUUGCAAAAACAUUGGGGUUCAGUCCAAACUGUUAAAGUGUUCAGAGAGCCCAACAAAAGUUUGGGCAUCAAUAUAGUUGGAGGAAAGGUCGACUUACAAUCAAAUAAAAAGUCUUCCGAAACCCUUUUGGGUAUUUUUAUAAAAAAUGUUGUUCCUAAUAGCCCAGCUGGCAAAACUGGAAGGUUUAAGACUGGCGACAGAAUACUGGAAGUGAGCGGAAUCGAUUUAAGAGAAGCAAGUCAUGAAAAAGCUGUCCAGGCCAUUCGAAAUGCCACUAAUCCGGUCACUUUCGUUAUACAAUCCCUUAUUCCUUGGAAAAUUACAGAUAAUGAAACGAACGAAAAUCAAUGCACGUCUCCAUUUCCAUCACCCGUUAGUAGCAAAUCUUCCACAAGUAAUGUACCAAAUCAAUCAUCCAUCGAAACAAAUGGAAACCUAUCCGCCCAAGAAUCGAAUAAAAUACACGCCACAAAAAUAGAACACCCAGCAAUAGACGACGGAGCUAACCUCAAUGCCGUCGUAAUUCAAGUAACUCCAGUGCAUUCCCCUAAAGUUUCAAAUGAAGAUAAAGUUGCGCCUAGUUCGGUAAGCGAAAAAGAAGAUACGAAAAAUGACGUUAAUGAAAAACCAGUUACAGCAGCAAUAUCUGAUAGUGAAGAUGAAGAUGAUGAUGAAGAAGAGGAUGAUGUUAGAGAAAUGGAAGGAAGAACGGUGUCUGCAAAGGGAUACGCUAUCGACAGGGCCAGUGCCGCUAAUGUCAAAAGGUCUAAAGAAGAAAUUGCUAACGACAAUGAACAAGAAGACGAAUUUGGAUAUACCAUGAACAAAGUAAAAAAGAAAUACGCCAGUCUGGGUCAAAAUAUCCUAAUGGUUCAAUUGGAACGAAGCAACCAGGGCCUGGGCCUUAGUUUGGCUGGUCACAAGGACCGCAACUGCAUGGCGGUAUUUGUGUGUGGACUCAAUCCCAAGGGCAUGGCUUUCAAGACUGGAAGCAUACAAAUAGGCGAUGAAAUACUAGAGGUAAAUGGUGUUGUGUUACAUGGUCGCUGUCAUCUAAAUGCUUCCGCUAUCAUUAAAGGCCUAUCUGGACCAAUAUUUAAAGUUAUAAUUUUAAGGCGAAAAACUGCCAUCGAUGAUAUCGCUGUUAAGCCCAUUACCCAAUUCCCUAUUUCGUUGGCAGAAGAGGCCUCCGAAGAACAAUUUAGUGCUAGCUAUCCAAAUGUGCGCACGGUCGCUAUAAAAAAGCAAUCAAACCAGAGCUUAGGCAUUAUGAUAAUCGAGGGGAAACAUGCGGAAGUUGGACAAGGUAUUUUCAUAUCUGACAUUCAAGAAGGCAGUUCGGCGGAAAAGGCUGGGCUUGAAAUUGGCGAAUUGAUAUUAGCAGUCAACAAGGAUUCUUUAGUUGGUUCCAAUUACGAAACGGCGGCGAAUUUGUUGAAAAGGACGGAAGGUUUGGUGACACUGGUUGUCUCCAAUCCUGGUAAAAAAGAUUCUGCAUCUUCUUCCUCGCCCAACCCAACGAUUUCGUCCAAUAACGCAAUUGUAGAAAAUAACAAGAAUGCUCUUUCUAAACCUUCCAACCUAAAGCCCUCGGCACCAUCUUCUAGACCCACCACACCUGUACCUGAACCUAUUGCCGACCCCCUUACGUGUCAAAUAAAUCCAGGCCGAGAAACGACCAUUGAAAUCGUAUCUGAUAACAAAGGCCUUGGGAUAUUUUUUGUAGGAGGAAAGGAUACUCAAAUUCCAAAUGGAAUAGUUGUAGUAGAAAUAUAUCCAGGAGGAGUGGCAGACAAAGACAAAAGACUGCAACCUGGUGAUAACAUCCUGGAUGUAAAUGGCACAUCUCUAAAAGACGUUUCCCAUACAACUGCCUCACAGGCUCUAAGACAAACACUGCCAAAGAUGAAAAUGAUCAUAUAUCGACCUAACGCAAUUGAAUACACGCCUGUCGAAGCAGAUUUAUUUAAAAAACCUGGAAAGGGAUUAGGAAUAAGUGUCGUAGCUAGAAAAUCUGGUAAAGGGGUAUACAUAGCCGAUGUUAUUAGUGGGAGUACAGCUGAAUUAGAUGGUAGAAUAGCGAAAGGAGAUCUUCUAAUAUCUGUAAACGGACAGAACGUAGACAACUCUACAGGAGAAGAAGCGGGGGCCAUAUUAAAGACUGUAACGGGCAAAGUAUCCCUAAAACUUAACCGAUACAAACCCUCGACGAGAUAA